UCUCUCUUUCUCUCACUAUCACUCCCUCACUAACUCACGCGCAUCCUCACUUUCUCUCUCCUCAAAUCUCCAUCUCUACUUUUUCUGUGUUCUUCCUCUCAUUUCUCUCUCUCUUCUCGGAUAAGCUUCUCACAUUUCUCACUUCACAUCGUCUUUCUCACGGAAUUUGGAGAAAAAAAGGGGAGAAUAAGAUAAAGUGGCUGAUCAGUUUAGAACAGCAUGCUGUGGUUUUGUCAAUCAGUAGAUGUUUAUCGGAAAGUUGUUUCUCUGAAUUUAUAUUGCCGUGUUAUUCUGUAAAUCAAAAAAUCCCUUAAUUCAAUUACCAAAUCCCCCAUUCUGUUUUUUUUUCUUCCUGAUCUCAGAAAACCCUAAAUUUUGCCCCCUUUUUUUAUAUUAAUCAGAAAUUACCAAAUGGGUUCAACAUUUUUCAUCGUUAUCCCUUGUUACGUUCGCAGGAUCCUCUAAAUUAGUCUCUCAAAUUCUGGUAUUUGUAGAAUUUUGGGUAUUUUUUAAGGAGGGUUGAGUUUGAUUUGUGUUCCUUUCCGUGGAAGAAAGGUUAAAGGGUGGGUAAAGGGGUUGGAGAAGUAGUUAUGGUGUGCCAAUCAGCUGGUCAGACAAGAUUUCGCACUUUGAAACAUGAACAUGGAGUUUCUGGGUUUUCUACCAUCAUAGUUAGAGUCAUUGCUUGCUUCCAACCUCUUGGCAAUUGUCAGGCCGAAUACUUUCGUCAUUUACUCAAGCCGGUAACGUAGAUAAGAUUAUAGUUCAGUGUUUUGGGUUUUGGUUUAGCUGGGUUUCUUACUUUUUACUACAUCUUGGAUAAUUCUUCAAGCAAUCACAAAAGCAAGGCCUUCGAAUCGCCCUUGUUGUGAUAGUUGUUUGGGUUGAUGGAAAAGGACUUUGAGUCCUGGUUACAUCAACGGGAACCGGAUUUGCAGUUUCCUAAUGCUAAACCCUUGAAACUGCCAUUUGGUAAUCUAGGGAUGCAAAACACGGGCAUCCCUUCUGCAACGCCUUGCGCCAAUGCAGCCUUACCUUCGUUUGGAUUUACAGGACAGCCCAAUUUCAAGAUGGGGCAACCCAAGGAACCUCACGGGUGGUUCUAUUGUUUGCCCCGUUUUAGACAGGGUCUUGUACCAGAUUCGACGCUCCAUGAUAAUAAGUUCAUGGGUGGGCUUGUACCAGAUUCAACGCUCCACGAUAAUAAGUUCAUCCCAGAAGUUGAUUUUCCUGGCAAGGCUAGUCCUGAUGCAGGACGUGGUCCGAAACAGUUUCUUGUUUUUGAUCGGACGGGUAACAAAACAACCUUGAUAUUAAGCUCUAUGAUGGGUGGUGCUACAAACCAUCCACCACUCAACUCUUGGAACCAAAACAAACCUAAAAAUGUCAAAGAGGGUGGUGAGGUUGGAAAUGGGAGUGAUGAUGGACUUCAGUUUCAUUCUGGAACUGUCAAUUUGACUGAUGAUUUGGAUAAUAAUAAUGAUGAUGAUGAUGAUGAUGAUAAUGAGAUUAGUGAGAUGCAUGAAGACUCGGAAGAUAUCGAUGCAUUGCUCUCCUCAGAUUGUUACAGUGAAGAUGAUGUUGAAGAUGAUGAAGAAACAAGUACAGGGCAUUCCCCUAUUGCCACAAUCACUGCUUACAACGAGAAGCAGGAUUGGUUCCAUGAAAAUGGUGACACGGAUGAAGUGGCAAGUUCCGUGGGACCCACUAAAAGGCGGAAACUGUCGUCCACAACAUACAACACCCUUAAGCACAAGGAGUUAUCAGAGUACGAGGACGAUGCAGAAUCUAGCUGCAUUGGGCCUGAUCAUUGGGCCGGGAUAGGGCCAGACCGGGCCGGUACGAAGAAGGAUCGAAAGGAAAAGAUACGCGAGACGGUGAGCAUAUUGCAGACGAUACUCCCAGUCGGAGGAGGAGACGGUAAAGAUGCGGUUGUGGUUUUAGAUGAAGCCAUUAACUACCUGAAGAAGCUAAGAUAUGAAGCCAGAUCUUUAGGGAUAUCUGGCCUAUAGUAGAAGCUCCAAAAUUCGGUUCGGUUCGGUUCUGCUCUGUUUGGUUCGGUUCUGCUCUGUUCGGUUCGGUUCUGUUCUGUUCUGUUCUGUUCUUGGCCUCAAGAAGAAGUUUUAAUUUUCUUUUGAUUUUCUUCAGUUGUGGACUGAAGACUUUCAAUGAUUCAAACGAUGGACCCUAAAAAUCUCCAUAUCAGAAAACGCACGCCCCAUAUUGGGUUUGGGAUGGGACCCACAUGUAAACUUUUUAGUGUGUCCUGUUUUUAUUUUUAUUUUUAUUUUUACAGGAAUAAUAAAUUUUAAUUUUUUUUAAUGCAUUAUUAUUAUUAUUAUUGUUUAAGGGUGGGACAUUAGACUCAUCACUUUAAUGGGUAGGAAUGGCACGAGGAGAGUCCUAGUUGGCCUUUUGAUGUGUUUCAUCAUUAAAAUCCAUAUUAAAUCAAUCUUUGUUUGUUGAAUUGUUUUUAUUAACAAUAAUAUUAUUAAUAUUUGUUAUUAUUAUGGAAUGGAUGUUUUCUUUUGCUUUA
Molecule: messenger RNA, 2536 nt
Organism: Spinacia oleracea (spinach)
Lineage: Eukaryota; Viridiplantae; Streptophyta; Magnoliopsida; Caryophyllales; Amaranthaceae
Product: transcription factor bHLH143
Exons: 4
Coding region: 888-2012 (374 amino acids)
Molecular function (GO): protein dimerization activity
Source: RefSeq, a predicted model, not a curated record